Molecule: messenger RNA, 411 nt
Organism: Anthostomella pinea
Lineage: Eukaryota; Fungi; Ascomycota; Sordariomycetes; Xylariales; Xylariaceae
Source: the annotation of a GenBank genome assembly
AUGGGUCUCUCUGGUCACUGUCUCUGCGGCGCGGUCAAGUACACCGUCGACUCGGCCCCCUACACCGUCGCCUACGACCACUGCGAUGACUGCCAGCGCCAGACCGGUUCCACCUACUCCCUGGUCGCCGUUGUCCCCAAGGACAAGCUAGACAUCUCCGGCCCCACCAAGAGCUGGGCCGGCACCGGCUCCUCUGGCAAGGCUGUCCACCGCGUCUUCUGCGGCGAGUGCGGCUCCCCGAUCUACCACGAUCCCGAGGCCGCCCCUCCGAUCAUCGCCCUCAAGGCCGGUACCCUCAGUGUGGAGGACAAGAAGGCCCUGAAGCCCGACACCGAGAUCUGGACCGCCAGCAAGCUGCCCUUCUGCGCCGAGCACCUCGAGAAGGCUUUCGAGCACAUGCCCGGCCACUAA